Messenger RNA from Orcinus orca (killer whale), 1658 nucleotides. RefSeq lists its product as uncharacterized. The record is from RefSeq and is a predicted model, not a curated record. The coding region runs from base 993 to 1658 and encodes 221 amino acids. Lineage: Eukaryota; Metazoa; Chordata; Mammalia; Artiodactyla; Delphinidae. The transcript is spliced from 4 exons.
GUAGCUAUCUCCCAAAGUCCAGACGUCAAUGUGAAGAAACUCAGUAUAUCUAAAACUGAACUCUUCUGCUUACUCCACAAUCCCAUAUUCCUGAUUACCUCUCCUUCCCAACUCACCAUUUGGAUAAGUAGCAUCACCAUUCCCCCCAUGUGCCCAGCUGAAUCUGUCCUUGGUCACUCCUAUUUCUUUCAAGCCCCACACCAUUUAGCAAGGCAAUAUUUAUGAUAUAGUUUGAGGAUGUAGAUGCGAUCUGAAGACCAAAGAAAAUGCUGGUGGGUGUGAGAGAUGCCCAGGAGUGAUAAACUGCCUAGGAAAUGAAAGGGGCUUGCUUCACAGGAACGAAACCUAUCGUUUCUCUCACAUAGUCUCAGGGAUUUAUCCCUUUCUCUUUUCUUCCCUGGCCUGGCGCUCAUUUCCUGAGUUAAAAUAAACUACUAAUUGAUUUCCCAGUAUGUGGCCUAUUCCUGUUUCCAUUCGUCAUGGUGGUAGUGGUGAUGCUUUAGUAAUAUUAUUUGUCCGAUCAAUUCCUCAUCUACAGAAAAAGAAUGAUAAUGGUACCUAACUCAAUGAGUUGUUGUAUUAAAUGUUCUUUGUGUUUAUCACAGUGCUUGGCACCCAAUAAAUAUUAUUUUGUUGUUGUUGUUAACAGAACACAUUCACAUAUUCCCUUAUGAUUAUUUCACUUGGACUUAACACCAAUUAAGCUCCAUAAAGCACCAUAUUUACUUUUUAGUAAAAUCUUACCAUAACUUUUAAAAAUUCACAUUCUUCAUCUUGGGAGUUAACAUUUAAUAAUUGUAAAAUCUUAAACAAGUUAUUUUACUGAGCCUCUGCUUCCUUAUUUGAAGUAGGGAAAACAUUAUGUUCCUGGUUGAUAAGAGAUUAAAAUUAAUAAUGUAUAUAUCAACGGUGUUUGGGGGACCGCAAAGAACUGUACACAUUUUAACUGUUUUCACUCGUGCUGUAAGCUUUGUCUUUGAGCACAAGGGCUGAUGCAAACAAGGAAACAGCUCCAAAGAAUCCUUGGCCACCACCCCAAGACCUUGGUUCUACUAGGCACCGAGCCAUACACCAUUUUUCUGAUGGCUACAAGACAUCAUGUCAGCUCCACCAGUCACAAAUUCCCUGAGGUGAAAGUGAUCUACUGGGUGACCUCCCUGGCAGAGAGCAGGAGCCAGUCUCUUCAAUGGAUCAGGUUGAGAAUCAUUGCUCUCUGGAAGUUCAGGGUCAUCCUGAACCCCAGCUGUGUCAUCGACCAAGCCCUCCACAGCCUCCACCCUUUUCUGUAUAGUUCCUUCACCCUCUUGCACCUGGGGCCGCUCUCAGUGGAAACUGAAAGCUGCUUCCCCCGGAGCGUCACGAGGCAGCUGCUCUCCCGCCCACCCCAGCACGCAGCAGAGCCCAGCGGGGGAGUGGGUGUGCCCAUGCCCCUCCCUGCUGCCGACAGAGAGCUCUCCCCCCUCCCCCCAAAGCCCGCGCUCUUCUGGAAGCCCAUGCCCUCCAACUACACCACCCACUCACUACCCGCGGCCCCGCGACAGUCACCCGCUCACCGGGCUCCUGACCCCUCUUCAUCCUCUUCACUCGUGCCGGAUGUCUGCGCCCGCGCCCUUCCCCUUCUGCUCCCUGAGUCCCUCCGGGCGACAGACCAUCCAUAA